CCACGUCUCCACUGGGGACGCAAAUACGACUGUAAGCUAUCCCAAGCAAAACCAAACGUCUUUUACCUCAACCACAGCACAUCAUGGGGUCCAUGGCAGAAUGCGAACAUCAAAAUCAUGCAAGCUAAUCUACUCCAUCCAAGUCUGUACCUGAAGCAACGUGGAAAAAGUUCAGAGGAGGGCUCGACGUAGUUAGAAGACCGCUGAUCUCAGGUGACAGUCGGCAGAAGGAACGACGGCUGCUAGCUGCGAUGUUCUGAGAAUCAUCCCCUCAACCCAAAUGGCCAGACCACAAACUGUUUACAUUUCCAGGACCGGGCGAGAGAGGAAGGAAACUAGCUGAGAGGGAGAAGCCUUCCACCCUCGGCUGUGUAUUCGGUCGAUUUGAAAUCUUCCCUCCUUAUUGACCUCAAAUACACCUGCCCUGCACCGCGACAGGACCGUCACGAGUGUCCCAGCGCGAGGAGGACUCAUGGUUAACGACAGGUGCUUAGGCGAGCUUGUGACAUGUUUCCGAGCGGUAGAGCGGCGCCCAACAGGUGUAAUAAGAAGAGCCGAGUCACCCAGGUGUGACGCAUCCCAAAGCCUUCACCAGCUUUCUUCUUCUUUCACUUUUGAUCCGGCGUCCUGUUCUAACUGGCAGACUCAGGAGGAGCCAGAGCCCUUUUGGAAUGCGGAUCCGUUGGAAUGAAUGAUUCCGGCUGUCAGCCCUGAGGUGUGUGUGGACACAGAGAGACAUGGCCUGCUCCUCGUGGAACCCGUUCCAGUGGAAGGUGCUGCGGCUCCUGAGGAGCCAUCUGGCUCUGCUGCUGGCGUUCCUCAGCCUCUGCGGCCUUCAGCCCGGCUCAGCGAGCAUGUGUCGCGUGACGGGUGGUGUGCUGGGUAUCCACUGGAGCAGUGUGGUGGGCCUGGGCUGGAGGCCCCUGGCUGUGGGCCGAGGGGGCCCCCAGUGCUGGGAGUCCUGCUGCCUGGAGCCGGCCUGCAGUGCGGUCUGGACCCUGGGGGGCCGCUGCGUGCUGCUCAGCUGCUCCAGGCCGUGGGGGGGCUGCUCCAUCACCUCGCUGCCCCAGCCGCACCGCGAGUCCCUGGGCCUCUUGCAGCAGCUGAGUAAGGCCACGGGGCACCGGCAGCGCAGGCCGCGACGGGCUGCCAAAGCAGCCAAGAAACCUGUCCCUGCUGGCCAGGCUACCCCCUCCUCCCCUGUCCCCGUCACGCCGGCCAGUGGCGGUGGUGUCGCUCUGCCACUCACGUCCAAUAAGAGCCUGGACCAUUCCCAGUCCCAGUCCCAGUCCACCAAUGGGAGCGAGGUAUCUGCUCCACUUCCGCCCAAUCAGCAGAACUCCUCGUCCCCUGAGGUCACCACCACGGAAUCGGUGCCAUCCGGGGCCAACGGCAGUGUUCCGAGCCCUACCCAGAGGCCCUCGCCCACACCAUCGCCCACCAAAGCUGUGCGGGAGUUGGUGGUGUCCGCGGGGAACAGUGUGGAGGUCACGUUGCCGAAAAGUGAGGUGGAACUCAACGCCUUCGUGGUGCCCGCCCCUCCCACAGACAAGACGUACACCUUUGACUGGCGUUUGAAGACACAUCCCAAAGACUACAGUGGAGAGAUGGAGGGAAAACACAGCAAGACCCUCAAACUCAGCAAGCUGACAGUGGGGCACUAUGAGUUUGAGGUCAUCGUCGAAGGCGACGGAGCUCAUGGUGAAGGUUACGUCAAUGUCACGGUCAAACCAGAGCCCCGUGUCAACAAACCGCCGGUUGCCGUGGUUUCCCCAAAGUUCCAGGAGAUCUCCUUGCCAACCAGCUCCACGGUCAUCGAUGGCAGCCAGAGUACGGAUGAUGAGAAGAUUGUGAAGUUCCACUGGGAGGAGGUGAAGGGUCCGCUGAGGGAGGAGAAGGUCUCGGCCGACACGGACAUCCUCACCCUCACCAACCUGGUGCCGGGGAACUACACAUUCAGUCUGACAGUGACUGACUCGGAUGGUGCUCAGGCCUCCACCCAGGCAAUGCUGCUGGUCCACAAGGCUAUGGAUUACAAGCCAGUGGCCAACGCAGGCCCCAACCAGGUCAUCACGCUGCCCCGCAACGCCAUCACGCUCUACGGCAACCAGAGCAAAGAUGACCACGAACCCCUGGCCUACGAGUGGAGCCUUAGCCCCACUAGCAAGGGCAAGGUGGUUGAGAUGCAGGGUGUGCGUACUCCGAUCCUCCAGCUGUCGGCGCUACAGGAGGGGGACUACACCUUCCAGCUGACCGUCACCGACUCCGCCGGACAACAGGACAAGGCUGAGGUCACCGUCAUCGUCCAACCAGAGAACAAUAAGCCUCCAGAGGCCAAUGCGGGCCCAGAGAAGGAGCUGACCCUGCCUGUGGACCACACCACGCUGGACGGCAGCAAGAGCAAAGACGACCAGAAGAUCGCCACCUACCACUGGAGGCAGACCAAAGGGCCUGACGGGGUGAAGAUCGAGAAUGCCAACAGCGCGGUAGCCACGGUGACGGGUCUGCAGGUGGGCACGUACGAGUUCACCCUCACCGUCACGGACGAACGCAACCUGAAGAGCUCCAACACGGUCACGGUCAUCGUCCGAGAAGAGGUGGACAAGCCUCCGGUGGCUAAGGUGGUGUCCAGUGCCACGGUCACCCUCCCCAUACGCACGGCGGUGCUGGACGGCACGCGCUCCACGGACGACAAGGGAGGCGUUACCUACCUCUGGACCCGCGACGAGAGCAGCCCAGCCGCAGGGGAUGUUCUGAACGGCUCUGACCACCAGGCCGUGCUGUUGCUAGGCAACCUGGUGGAGGGCAAGUACGCCUUCACCUUGACUGUGACUGACAGCAAAGGUCAGACCAGUGUGGACCAUGGCAGCGUGGAGGUCAAGCCAGACGUGUCAGAGCACGACCUGGUGGAGCUGCUGCUGGACGUGCGCGUCUCCCAGGUGACGGAGCGGCAGCGCGAGAUGCUGCUGAGGCAGGUGGGGGUGCUACUGGGCGUGCUCGACAGUGACAUCAUUGUCCGGGAGAUCAGCGCCUACAACGAGCUCAGUACUCGACUGGUGUUCCUGGUCUCGGGGGGUCCGGGCCGCCCACCCCUCUCAGGGCACAGCGUUGCCAUGGGACUGCGGAACAAGCUGCGCAAGCAGAAGAAUGACUUCCUCAUCUUCAAGGCCCGGAGAGUGGACACAGUCAUCUGCCAGCUGAACUGCUCGAACCAUGGCGAGUGUGACUCGUUCACUCGGAGGUGUGUGUGCCACCCCUUUUGGAUGGAGAACUUCAUCCGCACACAGCUUGGCGAUGCCGAGAGUAACUGUGAAUGGAGUGUGCUAUAUGUGACGAUAGCAGCAUUCAUGAUUGUAGUUGCCAUAGCAACAUUUGUCUGGGGCCUUGUAUGCUGUUGCCGCAGGCGUAAAAGUAGAGUGCGGAGGAAGAGCCGAUAUAAAAUGCUGGAGGCGGAUGAGCAGGAUACCCUGGAGCUGCACCCGCCCAGAGCUGCCCGUGGCAAGGCGGCGCCUCCCCCGUCCUCCUCUGCGCUGAUGCGUUCGGACUCUGAGCUGGAGAGCGACGAAGCGCAGACCGGGCCCGGCUGGACGGAGCGCGAGCGGGAACGCGGCCAGCUGCUACGGCCCCAGAACGGAUCGCUCCGGAACGGCCAGGGGCCCCCCAGGGCCAAGAAACCACAGCGCGAGGAGCUGCUAUAGCAACAGAGAGACAAUGACGCCGUUGGUCCCCGUAGCAACAGCCACGAUGGCUGGUUGAUGGCUGAAAGAUUGACCCACACCAACCCUCCCACCCACAACACUCCCCCAUUCUCCCCAUCCCCCUUCCCCAAUGCUCCACUAUGGAGUUGUGAAUGAACAGACAUGUAUACAUGUCUAAGACUUUUAAGGGAUACAUAGACCCUUCCACUGUUCUGCAGCCCUCUUCCAGUUGCACCCUUAUGCUUAUGGGGCUGUGAAUAUGGACAUUAUAUGAAUGUCUACAGCUGUGAAAGGGAGGGGUUGAUGGACACAAGCACCUCCACCCACCCGACACCCCUGCUCCAAGUGCACCCCUUCAGAAGAUUCUGAAGGGAGGGUUGGACUGUGGUGUGGUCCUGCUAUUUUUCCAAACCUCCGCCGACUGUAAUUCCCGUACUGAGCCACUGGGGGGUGUGCUCGACACCCUCCUCCACUUCCAUCUGCCCUGCUCGGCCCUCCACCCUUCGUGAACUCUUGACUGCGGAACAAAAGAGAAAUGAAGCCGAAAGGGAGCGGGAAGAUUCUAGAGUUAGUGCACACUCUCGUGCACCAGUGACGCACGUAACUUGUCUAACCCCUCAAUCCCCCCCACACCCACCCCCACCUACAACUUUCACACAGACACAUGCACACAAAUACUUAUGGCAAUGCACAUACGAACGCGCACGCUCACCUCCAAAAAAAAUGGAUGUCGAUGUCUUUUCAAGACACCACCCUGACCCCCCACCACCCCACUGCCUCAAACCCCCACUCAAACCCGCCCCCAUCCCCACCGACUCUUCCUUGAUGCAAGUGGCAAUAGUGUUAUAACACAGAACCUUGUCUUAAAGAGAAAAAAAACUAACCACCAACAAUGUUUGUGCAUGAGAUUGUAAGAGAUUGUUUUAAAUCCCAUUUGUGUUUAAUGGAAAAAAAAUGUCUGCAUGUGGUUAUGAAGUGUGUGUGUGUGUGUGUGAGAGAGAGAGAGAGAAAGAGAGAGUGUGUGCACGUGUGUGUGAGUGAGUGUAUGGUUGUUUGCAAGUGUGUAUGAACCAUUUUGCUGUGAGUAACACAUGACGUCUGUAACGGCCUUGUUUGGGCAGUAUUCUCCCCAUGUCUGUAAGUGAGGUUUAAGUAUCUAGCUUUGUGCCACUUUGAUCACCAGCAAACUAAAAAAAAAGGAAGAUUGCGAUAGGCAUGUUGACCAUCCUGGAGGAGGAGUCAUCACAGUAAAGCUGACCAUGAGGGUUGGUUUUUACCGUUGUUGAUGUUGGCUAUCCUUGGUGGAAUGCCCUCUAGCAGUUGACCAUCCUGGAUUUGGUCUUCACGGUGAAGUCACCAAUCCUAGAUUGGAUUUCAAUGGUAAAAAUUAACCAUUGGAGAUUUUGUCUCCAUGACUAUUCUAGAGUUGGUCUCCAAUGAGAAAUGGAGACUGGAAUUUGUCUCCAUGUUGAAGCUAGCUGACCAUUCUAGAUUUGGUUUCCAUGGUGAAGUUGACCAUUCUAGCAUUCUAGGGUUGGCCUCUGCAGUGAAAUUGACUAUUUUAGAUUUGGCUUCCUUGGUGAAUCUGACCGGUCUUGAGGAGAAUCAGAGUCGGGGUUGUAAAUCCAAGAAGAGAGAUGGUGGAAAACGCAUUGUGCCCCAAAUCUUAACGCUCAGUGAAAUGGAAUGACAUGACGCUGGACUUAAAUCACUGCCCUCAGCCUGUCCGACCCGUAGCCUGACCCGGGAUGACCCCAUGCUGCUGGAGGUCAGAGGGCACCGAACUCUCUACUGCAGACCUCCGACUCCAGAAGUCCGCCUGAAAUGACCACUGUUCUUCCUCCCUCUCUCGGCCUCACUGUUGAAAGACUGUACAACCACUGCUCAUCUCAGCUGUAUGUUUAUUUGUUUAUGGUUGUUUUUUUAUUUUUAGGUUUAGCCAAUCAAAUCACAUCUCAUCUCAUCUCACGCACUUUGUUUUGCAUAGGUCUCUUUUGUCUCCCUUUCUCUCUCUCUCUCUCUCUCUCUCUCUCUCUCUCUCUCUCUCUCUCUCUCUCUCUCUCUCUCUCUCUCUCUCUCUCUCUCCCUGUUUGAGAGAUAUUUCUGUGUCAGGAAGGAACGUUCACACCAGAACCUGAAUAGAAAGGACAAGAGCGAACUCCCCAUGGGAAUUGUGCUGGGCUUUUUUUUCUGUCCCAGUGGCUCUGGGACAUCGCAAUGCUGUUUAAUGCCACUCUUCUUGUCUCUUAAAUAAAGAAGGGAAGCAGAGUUCUGGACCCGUGGUCCAAUUCUGCAUGUAUGGUCGGUGGGAAAGUGGGAGAGAAGGAGCUGUUUGUGAAGGGAUUCAGUAGUGGGUGAUUGUAAGAAGAAGAAGUGGGCCCUGCCGUGGCUUAACGGUAGGGCACGGGGUUAUUACGACUGCAAACUGGGUUGAAUUCUGGCCCGGGUCAUUUGCCGAUACUUUCCCGUCUCUCUCUCCCCACUCAUUUCCUGUCUCUCCUCCACUGUAAAGGCAAAACAGCCCUAAGAAAUAUAUUUUACAAAAAGAAGAAGAAGCUGUGGCGACUGGUUAACUUCCCUGGGGGACUGGGAAAGACUGGCAAAGGCAUGAGAAAACACAGACAUAGCACAGCUAUGCGAUGAAGGGAUUCCAUGUUUUAGUUUUCUUUUGCAUCUUACUUUUGAUUUGUUUGUUUGUUUGUUUUCUUAAGUGAAGGUUUUUCACUAUUGUGAUCUGUUACAACUGGAAACUGUAAAUUAAA
This is a messenger RNA of Engraulis encrasicolus (European anchovy), 6460 nucleotides long. RefSeq names its product KIAA0319-like ortholog. Gene Ontology annotation, biological process: neuron migration. The coding region runs from base 738 to 3698 and encodes 986 amino acids. The transcript has 23 exons. Gene Ontology annotation, cellular component: cytoplasmic vesicle; Golgi apparatus; membrane. Lineage: Eukaryota; Metazoa; Chordata; Actinopteri; Clupeiformes; Engraulidae. The record is from RefSeq and is a predicted model, not a curated record.